CGCAAAGUCCCCGUCCAGUACCUCUUUUGUCAAGAAAACGUGCAAGGGAGACUUGGGGAUGACUUGGGAGCCGCAUGGGUGGUAUCGGUGCUUACUCGCCGUUUGCACCGUGGCCGCCGCAGGGCAGUUGGGCUUAGCAACGAGACACGACGUUGAGGGCGAGCCAGCACUACGCUGCCAAGCGUGGACGGCAGAGAGGCCACUGCGGAGACUCAUGAGAUGGACUUUGCUUUGGUGAUAAGGAAGACGUCUCCCGCCUUGGCCGUGACGACGGAAGGGGAAGGGGGAAAGAAAGCGGAAGCGUAAAGCAUCCAACUUGCAAUACAGGCCAGGUCAUCGCCAUCAUCAGCAUCACAAACGCUGGUGCAGAUCACCAAACCCGGGGCCGUUUGAAAGCAGCAAGUAACAGCAGAUUCAUCAUUCAGCUGCAGGCUUCCGUGAGACCUACCCAUCAUUCACUCUCUCCAAAGUCUCGCCUCUGCCAUCCGCAUGGUCCGCCCCCAAUCUAACAGCCUACAUCCCAGCCAGCUUCACUACGACAGCACAGGCCAGCACGAGUCUGUGUGUUUCUUCAUCUUGUCUCGGGGGAUCCGCUGAUCGCCUCUGGCUGUUUAGCACCGCCUGUGCCGCCCGCUCUCGCCGUCGGCCGCAUUUUCCGCGCGUGUUGACAACAGCAUCUCCGCCAGAUACGCAGAACGAUAUAAGGGAAACAGGACGCGAGAAGAUUAAACCAAAAAAGUAAUUUACGCGAAUUACGGAUUAUCGCCGUCAAGACUCUCCGGAAAAGGAAACCGGUCAGGCAGACUCAGAAACAAAAUCACCGCUUACAGCACCCAACAACGCUAAAAUUAUCGGGCCACCAAAUCUGAAUCAGCACCAGCGUGAGACGGUCCGGCUGCUUUGGGAAAAAGACACCCGCCCGCGCGCUGACCACGUUUCUACAUUGUUCCCCAAACCUCGCUAUUUUUAAUUGUUCAUUUUAACUUUCCCACUCGACAACCCUUCAAUCUCGCCUUCAUCUUACCUGUCAAAGUUACCGCUCUGAGCCUGCUUUCCGUCGCCGGUGGCCUGCACAACACAAUCGCAAACAAAUAGCGAAUCCCGCCCGUUACCCACUUACACCCAGCCUGCAGCCCGCCACGCAUCUUACACAACGAUCGACCACGCCUACACCGCGCAUUGUUGUGCAUUGCACACGAAACCCACCGAGUUUGUUUUAUCCUCCGCAAGCAACGCAUAACAAACGCCUAUUCGACACUUUAAACGCUUCAAAAAUGGCGGACGUCGCCUCCGUAGACUCGAUCCCGAGGAUGAUGGAGGACUUCCCGUCACCGCCCAGCGAUUCCGGAGACCAUGUCACCAGCAAGAUCCUCAGCAUGUAUGCUACAAGGCCUCUACCCGAUGUCCCCGCCAUCCCGCCACGAUCAGCACUCAGAGAAAGCCAAAGAAGGCGAACCGGCCAUUCCAUGUCCAUGUCUGCCGACUUUACUCAUCACAAGAGCGAUUACAGCGCCUACAGAAGCGAGUACUAUAAGAGCGAUUACAGUGCUUAUAAGAGCGAGUACAGCGAGUACGACAAGAGUGAUAUGAGUGCUUACAAGAGCGAGCAUUACAAAAGUGACUACAGCGCAUACAAAAGCGAACACUACAAGAGCGACUAUAGUGCCUACAAGAGCGAAUACUACAAGAGCAUGACACCACCGCAGCGUGCAACCAGCUCUGCUCCCAAUGGCCACGCUCGGAGUCCAUCACAAGCCUCAGCGACAUUUUCGACAAAAAGCUCGACUCGCCGACACUCUCGCCGGUCAUCUCAAAAGAUUCAACAGCUGACAGGUCACGACGUGGAUGUAAUGGACGAGUAUAAGUCACCAUUUGCCCCGCUGCCAAGCGACGCCUCCAUCGAGACCGGCAGUGUCUACACACUCAACUCUGCUGCCUCUUCCGAGUCUGAUCUUCUUCGCACAUCAACCGAAGAUGGCCUUUUACCUCUUCUUGAAGAAGAUGAGGAAGGCGGCCCUUCUACAAGAGAGAGUUCGUGGGGUCCUCCCGUCGGACCCUCACCUUCUGUGCCUGCCCCUCUCAACAUCUCUCGCCAGCCUACUAUUAUCAAGCGCAACUCUGCCAAAGAGUUUAGCUUUGAUGAUGCUUUCAAUCUAGACACCAACUUUCUUCGUCCAUGGGAGCCAGGCUAUGGCCAGUUUACAGACCGGAAAACUGCUGGCCAGUAUCACAAGAUUGCCGUUGAGCUGGCCGCCGCUCCUGGAACCGCCACCAUCCACAAACCCGCACCACCUCCCAUCUCUAGACCUCCUCCUGUCAGCGCUCGCCGAAUCAGUGUCAUUAGCAACGCACCAACAGCAGCGCAGAACAGAGCUGUACCUGCACGAUACCGCUUCUCCGGAACAGCCGCAUUUUCUCGCCUCUGUGACACCCUGUGGUCUAACGAGGAGGAUAACGAGAUUACACAAAUCGGCAUCAACUAUAGCGACCCUCCCGCAACACAAGACACCGUGACUGACGCAACCGAGGACGACGAACCGCGUGAUGAAUCUCGAGACACACUUGAUUUCUUCUCCAAGCCUCUCGCCUUUCGAUCUCUCAAGAGAACGGAGAGCACAGCGGCUCCCAAGGCUAAACCAGCCCCCAAGCUCGCCCCAUCGAGUAGCAUCAAGAAGCCAGCCCCUCCACGACCAGCAAGAACCAGCCUCGAAGAUCUUAAGCUAGAACCACGACCUAGCAAGAGUGUCGCCUUUGAGAUUACGGAGCCCCCCAAGGUAGCCCGACCUGUGACCCCCGCUGCUCGCCCCGAGCUUCUCAGUGCCUUUGACAGCGAUAGCGAGUCUGAAUUCGAGCGUCCCAUCAGCUCCGGCCUUGGCCUUCGUCAAUGGUGGGCGCGCCGUAGCGACUGGGACCUGAGCAACACCGCUGCUGCGGCCGGUCCCAGCAACGAGAACGGUAACAGCAACCUGCGCAAUGUCCGCAGCACCACUCCCAGCAAUGACGGCUCGCGUAUGUCUGGCCACCGCCGCUGGGAGAGCACCGAGCGUCUAAGUCUGUUUGCUCGCAAGACAGAUCACGUUCGAGAACUGUUUAUGCGUGGCCGAACAAGUCCCACGGCAGCAGUCAAGGCAGAAAAGAGACGCUCUGAGAUGAGAAAGAGCAUCAAAUUUAUGCCCGGGCCGACACUCGUCUAAGCCCUUUACGACGUUUACCCAUGAACCUUGCUUUUCCUUCUUUCUCUCUGCAAAGCGAGUAUCAAAAACUAUUCUUCACGUUCUUCCUAUUCUUCCUAUUCUUUUUUUAAGCGAAAAAGACACGGCCUUCGUUCUUCAUACUUUUCCUAUACCAACCUUUGUUAAUCUCGCCUUCAUUCUUCCACUUCUAUUUACAAGUACUACUACCAGUACAGGAUUAUUACCUAUUACACUAUGUUUUUCAUUUGGUUUUCUCAUUUUGGCGGAAAUUUUCUUUUCUUUUUCUGAUACAGGCAAUAAAGCGGGCAGAGCGUCAUUUCUUUAUUUCUUUUUACAGUCUGCAAUUGGCAGCGUCACGAUUUCUUUACGGCGGAGGGGCGUAUAUACCAGUAUACUGUACAUGAGCUUACGAUAUGGCCCUACGGCCACCAAUAUACCACUUUG
Molecule: messenger RNA, 3638 nt
Organism: [Torrubiella] hemipterigena
Lineage: Eukaryota; Fungi; Ascomycota; Sordariomycetes; Hypocreales; Clavicipitaceae
Source: the annotation of a GenBank genome assembly